CAAUUUUCAGACACUACUAAUCUGUACGUGAGUGGCAUGGCAUCAAAUCAUAGCACUUCACCCCAAGAUGACCAUCUUCCUCAUUACCUCCAGGAUGAAGACCCCUUUGCAUCAAAACUUUCUAGGGAAGCUGACUUAGUAGCUGGAUUUUAUUUAACAGUUAUUGGAGUUCUUUCCACUUUUGGGAAUGGCUAUGUUCUUUUUAUGUCCUUGAAACGGAAAAAGAAGCUCAGACCCGCUGAGAUAAUGACUGUCAAUUUAGCUGUGUGUGACUUGGGGAUUUCAGUUGUCGGAAAACCAUUUAGUAUAAUUUCCUUCUUCUCUCACCGAUGGGUGUUUGGCUGGCUGGGCUGCCGUUGGUAUGGAUGGGCCGGCUUCUUCUUUGGCUGUGGGAGCCUUAUCACCAUGACAGCUGUCAGCCUGGAUAGAUACCUGAAAAUUUGUCAUUUAACUUAUGGUACCUGGCUUAAGAGACAUCAUGCCUUUAUCUGCCUGGCAAUCAUCUGGGCCUACGCUAUGUUCUGGGCUACUGUGCCAUUUGCUGGUUUGGGGAACUAUGCUCCAGAGCCAUUUGGAACCUCCUGUACUCUGGAUUGGUGGCUGGCUCAGGCGUCAGUGGCUGGACAGGCAUUUAUUCUGAAUAUUCUCUUCUUCUGCCUCUUGCUCCCAACUGCAGUGAUUGUGUUUUCCUAUGUUAAAAUCAUUGCAAAAGUCAAGUCAUCUGCCAAAGAAGUUGCUCAUUAUGACACCAGGAUUCAAAACAAUCAUGUACUGGAAAUUAAAUUGACCAAGGUGGCAAUGUUGAUCUGUGCAGGAUUUCUGAUUGCCUGGAUCCCAUAUGCCGUGGUAUCAGUGUGGUCAGCUUUUGGACAGCCAAACUCAGUACCCAUUCAAGUUUCAGUCGUCCCAACCUUGCUUGCAAAAUCGGCAGCUAUGUACAACCCAAUUAUUUACCAAGUCAUUGAUUGUAAAUUUUCCUGUUGCCGUUCAUUGCAGAAGAAGAGCUCCUUGAAGAAAUCCAGGCUGUAUACGAUAUCUGGAAAUAGAGAGCCAACAGCAAUGAACGAAACCCACCUGGAGGUGUGA
Gopherus flavomarginatus (Mexican gopher tortoise) is the source of this 1086-nucleotide messenger RNA. It is a transcript of the gene OPN5, whose product is annotated as opsin 5. Gene Ontology annotation, biological process: G protein-coupled receptor signaling pathway; visual perception. The transcript has 6 exons. Gene Ontology annotation, molecular function: G protein-coupled receptor activity. The coding region runs from base 37 to 1086 and encodes 349 amino acids. Gene Ontology annotation, cellular component: membrane. The record is from RefSeq and is a predicted model, not a curated record. Lineage: Eukaryota; Metazoa; Chordata; Testudines; Testudinidae.